Gamsiella multidivaricata is the source of this 1036-nucleotide messenger RNA. Its product is annotated as beta-lactamase-like protein. Lineage: Eukaryota; Fungi; Mortierellomycota; Mortierellomycetes; Mortierellales; Mortierellaceae. The record is from RefSeq and is a predicted model, not a curated record. The transcript has 2 exons. Bases 75 to 890 code for a protein of 271 amino acids.
CUACUCAUCUCAUUUCGUCUUUUCGACAUCUUGUCUGCACUCCAACCGAUCAAUCCCAUUCACCUCAACCACGCAUGUACGACCUCCCUGACCUGAACCGUUUCGUCGAAGUCCGCCCUGGACUCUUCAGAUGCACCAUUAUCUGGAACAUUAAUAAAUUCGUUGACGUCCCCGUCGCUACCUUCCUGGUUCGAUGCGAUUCUCUCGAUCAGGGAACGAACCCUGCUCAUGACUGGCUGCUGGUCGACUCUGGCGCUCCCAUGCAGGUCGAAACCCUACUGAAGGCCAUUGCCGGUGUCCUGACCCACGAGAAGGACACCCUGCGUUACAUCUGUAUCACCCAUGCCCACAUUGAUCACACUGGCGCCACACCAGCCCUGCUCCAGAAGUACCCCGAAUGCAAGGCCGUCAUCCAUGUUGAGGAGAAACCCUUUAUCUGUGAGGGCAAGUCUUUACGGUCCUGCUCAAGUGAUACUUGGUCCUAUACAUUGUUCAAGCCCUUUUCACACGAAGCUGAUGUGAGGUUGCCUGAGGAUCGAACUGUGACCCUUCGCGAUGGGGACCAAUGGGAGUUUGAUCAUAUCCUCCAGUUUGUAGAGACACAUGGCCACACACCUGGCUCGGCUUCAUACAUCCACAUCCCGACCCGCUCGAUCAUGGUGGGCGAUGCCAUCAUGAACAUUGCUGCAAACCCAUGGUGGUCCAAGGUGCCCUGUAUUUCUGGACCCAUGGCCAUUUCAACAUGUCACUGGGGCAAUGCCAUGAAGGCUAUCGACAAGAUCCUGACGCUCAAGGACAAGGUCGAUACCGUCUUCCCCGCCCACGAUUUUAACACUGAUGGAAUCCAUAUUGACCAAAUCUGCGAAUUCCGCAAACCAUCCAGCCUGUAAAGAAAGGUCGACAGAAACAAGGGGAUCUCGUCACUUGCUACAGAACACAUACUAUCAGGAGCAUGUGCAUUCGAUCAGGAUACCCGUGCACCAGGCAUUUGAUAGUAAUCUCAGAAUGAAAUAAACAUACUUUUUUUUUGCAGCGA